UUUUCGGUUUAAAUUGUUUAAACGAUAUACUGCGUCUCGAACAGAAAACAGUGAGAUCUAAUAUCGAAUCAUUGCAAACUGAAAGAACGCGAUCGAACAGUUCAUCAUUAGAUAUAAUAAGAACUUGUUUCGCUUUCUGCUGCUCCUUUCACUUUUUUGUCUUUAAAUUUGUAAAUAUAAACAAACAACUAUAGCUUUUUAAACCUAUUUUUUUAAUAUUAUGUCGGAAAGAUCGCGAAGACAAAUUAAGAAGAGUCAAGAUCUACUUCGCAUUAUUCAUAUUGAGAAAGAACGCUCACACUUGCGUUUGGUUAGAAAAAUUAUGAAAAAGCCAUUAUCAAGUAGGACAAAUGAAGAAAUUAAACUUUUAGAAGAGGCUCCUGAUCUAGUGCAAAGAAUUCAAAAUAAUAAAGAAAAACAUGUAAAUUUGAAAGAAAGAAUCAAAGAGGUUAUUGAUGAUCCUGAAGUUCUAUCUGCUAAAUGUCUUCAACUGGCCCAAGCAUUGAAGGAAUCAGCUUAUACUGUAGUGUACACUGGAGCUGGAAUAAGUACAUCAGCAGAGAUUCCUGAUUACAGAGGCCCUGAUGGAGUGUGGACUUUAUUGCAAAAAGGACAAGAAAUAAAGCUGAAAGAUCUGAGUCAAUCUGAACCAACUUUCACCCAUAUGGCAUUGAAACAACUCCACAAGGAAGGACUUUUAUCACACAUAGUUUCCCAGAAUUGUGAUGGCCUGCAUCUCCGAAGUGGUCUACCCCGAAAUGUUCUAUCUGAAUUACAUGGAAAUAUGUUUAUUGAGGUAUGCCCUAAUUGCAAGCCACUCAAACAAUAUAUCCGUCUAUUUGACGUGACGGAGCGCACAGCCUUACAUCGUCACAAAACCGGUCGAUUCUGUAACAAAUGUAAAUCAGAGUUGGUUGAUACGAUUGUACAUUUCGGAGAGAAGGGUAAACUUCAGUGGCCCAUGAAUUGGAAAGGUGCUGUCAAAGCAGUUGAUAAAGCUGAAGUAAUCCUGUGUCUUGGAAGUAGUCUAAAAGUUUUAAGAAGAUAUCCUCAACUAUGGAGAAAUAAUCAGUCACUGGAUAAACGCCCUAAAUUGUACAUUGUCAAUUUGCAGUGGACACCAAAAGAUUCUCAGGCAGUGUUAAAAAUAAAUGGUAAAUGUGAUGAAGUAAUGCAGUUAGUACUGUCAUCCUUAAACAUAAAUGCCCCCAAGUACAAAAAACAAGAAGACCCUAUUUUUAACUUAGCUACACCACUGCUGCCUCAUGAAUAUUCAUCUUGCUCAAGGUUGCAUCUGAUUAGAGAAGAAGAAAACUGUUCAAAGCAAAAUUCUGUUUUAAACACUGUUAAGAAAGAAGAAACAGAUAAAGAAAAGGCCCUCAUUUGCAUGAAUCACAACCUGGUGCCUUGUAUCAAACUACAGGACGUAACCUCUGCUUCGACUCUCUUACAGUUAAAUGCACAGAAAAUUGACUCAAGGACUUAUUUUAUAAAAAAUUUUGAUAAAAAUAAUAUUUCCGGGGGCUGGUAUGGGAAAGGCUGUGCUAAACUCAAAAAACGAAAGCCUAGUUUAUCUUGCAAGCGUAGAAAAAUUGUUGAUUCCAGUCCUGCAUCUUGAUUUUAAGUCUUGAUUUGAAAACUAAAUCACCUAAUAAACUGUCUUUUUAAUGCCAUUGUUGAAUCUCAUAGCUAGUGUGAUAAUAAGUACAAAACUUUUAAUUGUGAUUUUUUUUUUGGAGUAUUAAUAGUAUAGACUGCUGUGAUAAAGUAUGAAAGGUUGUGAACUAUACUCCAACAGCUAGAGACUUUAAGCUACAUACAGCAAAUACAGCAAUUUUUUUUUAGAAAAUCUAAAGGAAUAAUUUAAUUUAAUUCAUUAUUUAAAUAAAUAAUCCUUUUUUUUCUAUUUUAAUGUAUUUUAACCCAUUCAUUUUAUUUAGUUUGUAAUUUGAGAUAUUAAUGCAAAUGGUGAAACUCUUGUAAUUUUAAACAAUAUAAAAAUGUCAGCGCUAUGCUAUUUUGUAUGUGUGAUUAUGUGCAUAUUUUAAUGUGUAAAAAAAAAGCUUUUUUGCUUUUAAGUUUUAUUUUAUGCCUAAAUAUUUCAUUUAACUGUAUCAAAUACUUUGUUAUGUUUUAAUGUGUAAAAAAAUAAGCUUUUUUGCUUUUAAGUUUUAUUUUAUCCCUAAAUAUUUCAUUUAACUGUAUCAAAUACUUUGUUGAAAAUUUUUGAAUAAAGAAAAUUAUUUGUGUAGAAGCUAUUCCUAUUACUAUACUUACUAAAAAUUGUAAUGUCUUAUAUUCGUUUAGAUUGAUUGAAAAAAAAAUUUAAGUUUGAAACAGCUUGUAUCUUUAGUUUCUAAAACACAACUGAAAAUAAUCCAAGCUAGACACAGUCUGGAUUUUUUUUUUCGUUAUCUUAUUAUUUUUCAGACUUUGCUUUAAAGUAUAAUUUUAUCCUAAAAUCUCCCACUAAACCAGAAAAUCACAGAAAAAAAUCAUUAUAUGGUAAACUUUAUUACAUUCUUUGUGUUUAAGAUAGUUAUUAUUUAGUUUUGUUGCUUGGAAAUUGUUUUCAUUUUAAUAAUUUUAGUACUUUAUAUUAAUUUGAAUUGAUUAUGAAAAAAUAUAAAUUUUGAAACCCUUGUCUUUUUAACUCCUUAACUGCCUCAGUUAUUCAGAAUAAUUAGAACCAGGUCCAAUCUAUAUAUUUGAAUUUUGAGUGUUGAUUACCAAGCACUUCACCUCUCUCUAUGUUUUGUUUAUUAUUUUUAUUUCACUCAUAAUAGUUCUACUCAAUAUCAUUUUAGUUCUCACCUUCUUUUGUCUACUCUUGAUAUUCAAUUCAUCACCAUUCAUGUUAUCUGAUCUCUAAUUCUAUUGGUUUUUGUCUACUGAUUUUAAAUAAUUCAGUGUUAAAUGUUUUGUGAAUCUAUUUUUUGUAAUGAGUUCUUCUGAUAAAUUUGUUUAUAAAAACCUAUCACUUAUCCAUUCCCAUUUAUUUAAAUUGUUUAUAAAAAAAUUUUAACUUCAAAACUAAUGUAACUUUAGCUAUCAAAGGACUGCAAGUUCUCAGAAUAAUUAGAACCCGGUGCAAUACAGAUACCUAAAUCUUAAAUGUCUGGGAUAGAUUAAUGGCAAAAAAUGUACGUAUUUAUUAACUUAAUAAUUAGAAAAAUAUAAAAAGAUAUAUAUUUUAUUCGUUUAAAUAUUUAAUUGAUUGAUCAAAAAAAUAUCAAUUUUAAACUCUCGUAGCUUUAGCUACUAAGAGCACCAGCUAUUCAGAAUAAUCAGAACCAGGUCCAAUAUAGAUGCUUGAAUCUUAAACGUUCAAAAUAAAUGUAUAAUUGACAAAAAAAUUCAAUUAAAAAAAUUUUAAUAUGCAUUCAUUUAAGGAAUAUAUAGACUAUUACAUUUAUUUGUUUUUGUUUUCAUUUUAGUAUUUUAUUUUUUUGAAUUGAUUGAUUGAAAAAAUUUUAAAACUCCUGUAACUUUAGCUCUGAACACCAACUAUUCAUAAUAAUUACAACCAAAUCAAAUUUAGAUAAUUGAAUCUGAAAUAUUCAAAAUGAUUAUAUAAUUGACAAAAAAAGUAUAUUAAAAACAGAAAAAGGUAUUUAUUUUUAAUAUGUAUUAAUUUAAUUAUUGAAACUGUCCUAUGCUCUCUGUUGCUUUUAGGUUUGCUGGUAACCAUCUUUCAUUUCUAACUUAUGAAUGUCAUUCUUUGAUUUGAAAUUCCAUAGCUGCUUGUUACUUGCUAAUAUUUUGAGCAAAUGAUUUGGAUUCAUUAUUUGAAUAACUCUUUGUUAAAACAUUACUGAAAUCUACUAUGCUUUCAGUUGCUUUUAGGUUUGCUGGUAAGCACCUUUCAUUUUUAACUUAUGAAUAUCAUUCUUUGCUUUAAAAUUUCAUAGCUGAAUGUUACUUACGUAUAUUUUGGGAAAAUGAUUGGAAAAUCAUUCAUUAAUUGAAAAAUUCUUUGUUAAAACAUUCUUCUGAAAUAUCAUGUCAAAAGUAUUGUAGCACCAAAAAUAUACUGAUAAAACAUCUUUUUUAGUUCA
Molecule: messenger RNA, 4058 nt
Organism: Parasteatoda tepidariorum (common house spider)
Lineage: Eukaryota; Metazoa; Arthropoda; Arachnida; Araneae; Theridiidae
Gene: Sirt7
Product: sirtuin 7
Cellular component (GO): chromatin; nucleus
Molecular function (GO): histone H3K18 deacetylase activity, NAD-dependent; NAD+ binding
Source: RefSeq, a predicted model, not a curated record